Molecule: messenger RNA, 6193 nt
Organism: Pomacea canaliculata
Lineage: Eukaryota; Metazoa; Mollusca; Gastropoda; Architaenioglossa; Ampullariidae
Product: hemocytin-like
Cellular component (GO): extracellular matrix
Molecular function (GO): protein binding
Source: RefSeq, a predicted model, not a curated record
AUGCUGACGCCGCAGGGCGUCUACGAAACGAACCCCAACGCCUUCGGUAACUCGUGGAAGACCGAGACCCGUUGCGCCGACAUGCCGCUGGUGACGCCGCCCAACCCGUGCGACAGCAACCCGCAGCGCAAGCAGCAGGCGCAGGAGAUGUGCUCCAAGCUCAAGAGCAGCGUCUUCAGCCCAUGCCACGACGUAGAGGACGUGGAGGGAUAUUUUGACGACUGCAUGUACGACAUGUGCGCAUGCACGGAGAACCUCAAGGAUUGCCUUUGUCCCACCCUCGGCAUCUACGCCGACACUUGCGCCUCCAAGGGUGUCAAAAUUAACUGGCGCUUCCAGAUUCCGGACUGCAUGCUGGAGUGUCCGGGAGGUCAGACGUACCAGGUGUGCGGUAACCCCUGCGAACGCACGUGCCGCAACAUCGCCAAUGGCGACACCUGUCAGGCCGACUGCGUGGAGGGCUGCAACUGUCCGGACGGCCAGACACUCAACGACCAAGGCCGGGUGCGAGUGUCUGGAGGGCUUUGUGCUGGAGGGCAACCGGUGCAUCAACGCCUCCUCUUGUCCCUGUCAUCACGGCGGGGAGACGUAUCAGGAGGGGGAUGUCAUUGCUAUGGACUGCAAUCAGUGCACUGCCGCAGCAGGAAGUGGGUGUGCGAGCAGAACGCCUGUCCAUCGGUGUGCAGCGCCGUGGGCGACUCCCACUACACGACGUUCGACGGACGUGACUACCAGUUCCAGGGCAGCUGCGACUACGUGCUGGUCCGCUCCAAAGACGGCAGCGACACCCCGUUCCAGGUCACCACCGAGAACGUAGCGUGCGGAACGAGCGGGGUCACGUGCUCUCGAACCAUCCAGAUCACUGUGGGCAAGUCCGGCACUCCUUCCUUCUACACCCUGCAGCUGGUCCGCGGCCAGUCGGUCAAACCCGACCCCGGCUCGCCCUUCACCGUCCGCGAGGUGGGCGAGUUCGUCUACAUCGACACGCCUUUCGGCCUCAGCAUCCAAUGGGACAAAGGCACGCGUGUCUACGUCAGACUGACAACGGAUCACCGAGAAAAGGUCGAAGGUCUCUGCGGCAACUUCAACGGCAUUCAGAAGGACGACUUCACCACGCCGCAAGGUGGCAUGCCAGUCGUCAAGUCGACAGAGUUCGGGGACAGCUGGAAGCUGCACUCUUACUGCGCCCCGUCGCUCGAGGUGACGGACACGUGCCUACGUACGCCGCAACGCAAGACGUGGGCCCAGAAGCAAUGUGAUAUCUUGACCUCUGACCUCUUCCAGCCCUGCCACGUCGUGGAGGACCCCACCAAGUACAAAGAACGUUGUGUGUUCGACGCCUGCGCCUGCAACAGCGGUGGCGACUGUGAAUGUUUGUGCACGGCCAUCGCCGCCUACGCCCACGUGUGCGCCAGCAAAGGGCGACUCAUCAACUGGAGGAGCAAAGACCUGUGUCCAAUUCAGUGUGAGCAGUGCGAAGCAUACAACCCUUGCAUCAGCAUCUGUCCUAAGAAGACUUGCGACAAUCUUUUGAACUAUGCCAGCCUGGCCGGAGACUGUCAGAAGACGCAAGGAGUCUGUCUGGAAGGAUGCGACUUCAAGUCAUGUCCUCGUGGACAGGUGUACGCCAGCCUGGAGAAGCCCCUUACCUGUAUACCGGAAGCCCUGUGCAACACCCCAACGUGCAAGAUCAACGGCAAGACCUACAGAGAAGGAGAGCGUAUCCAUGACGACGAGGCCUGCAAUCAUGCCUGUGAGAUAUGCAACUGCCGCAAUGGCGACAUAGAACACAUCAGCUAUGGACCAUGCGAAGCUCUUGCUCCAACGCCUGCAACGGCAGGAGAAGGACGACGAAUACCAAGCCUCACCCCGGAGCCAAAGCCCCAGUAUAUUCCAGCUGUGCGCACACAGGGAGCCUGUGGUCCACUGAGACGUUUGACACCUGCGCUUACACCUGUGAUGACGUGUGCGACUUCGUGGGGCGGUCAGCUGGGUGCACCAGCACCAACACCCGAGCCUGCCUACCCGGAUGUCGAAACAGAAAUGACACACGGGUCAUCAGCUGUCCACCUGGCGAGAAGCGGGUUGACGCCAACACUGUGUGCCGCCAGCAUGUGCACCUGCCUGAAGCCAGACGGGACCAUGGCGAAGCCUUUCGAGACGUGGAAGAACCCAGAGGACUCCUGCUCCGACUGCAGCUGCUACAACGGAGCUGCACUGUGCACGCUUCACGACCCAGCAUGCACCGCGGCACCCAGCGGCCACCCGACACCCGGCCCCUACCCUCCCUGUCUGCGGUGGAGCGCCUGGAUGAACUCGGAUAAACCUACUUCCGGCAGCGGUGACGUCGAGAGCAUGGCGUCACUCAUGCAUAACCACGGCUUUUGUGCAAAUCCCUUGCAGAUCGAAUGCAGGAACGCCGAUACCCGAGAAGCUGUCAGCAUUGGGUCAAAGGUCACAUGCAACCUGCAGUCUGGCUUGACCUGUAACAACGCCGACUUCGGAGGGACAUGUGCAGACUACGAGAUCCGUGUCUACUGCCCUUGCGAUGGAAAUGUGACAAGUCCUGACCACAGCGAACCCACACCAACACACAGUCCGCGAGGCGAGUGCACGAGCAGAUGGUCGGAGUGGACAAACAGGGACGACCCUCACUCCGGUGCCGGGGACAGCGAGCGUUGGAUGCUGGAGGAGCUGACGACCUUCUGUCCCGGUGGGAGGAUCACGGACAUCGAGUGCAAGACCAUCAACGACAUCGAGUACUACAGCAGCGGCGAGACGCUCACCUGCACGGUGGAGACAGGUCUCAUCUGCCUCAACACCGACAACGACCCCAUCGGGUGCAACGAUUAUCAGAUUCGAUACAAAUGUUCCUGUGGGCCUUCUAUCACCAGGGAUGAGGAGCCAACAAACAGCCCGCAAAGGAAAGAACCACUGAAGUGUGGCUGGACUGAAUGGAUGAGUGGACACACACCAAACAAUGCAGGGGAAGAGGAGAAGAUGUCAAACCUGAGAAGCCAGUUUACAUUUUGCCCCUCGGAGGACAUCACCGCCGUGGAGUGCAGACCUGUGGGCGCCCAGCACGUGGAAGGUGACAUGGGGGAUCCGUCUGUCUGCGACAUCAAGUACGACGGCUACCUGUGUCGCACGGAGGACCUGCACGAGGGCCACACCUGUGCCGACUACGAGGUUCGCUUCCUGUGUGAACCACGAUAUGUGGACUGCUCCAAAAACACUCCUAACCCUUCACCUGCCGACCUUGUCACACCUGUUUCCUGCAACACCCUCGAGCAAGCAGUCAACGACAACAACCAAUGGCUGGAGAUCUUCUUCUCGCGACCAAUGACCGUGGCGGGACUGGUGACGCAAGGCCGUGACGGUUACCCGCAGUGGGUGACGCAGUACAAGCUGAUGUACUCCCUCGACGGCAUCGUCUACCACAACUACGAGGAGCGUCCAGGUGUGGCCAAGGUGUUUAACGCCAACACUGACUCUUCGACCCAAGUGCGCCAGAUGCUGCAGCCCGUUACAGCUCGCUUCUUCAUGGUGCAGCCUGUUGCCUGGCAUGGGUCCAUCGCCCUCCGUGUCUCCCUCCUGGGUUGUCGGGACAUUUCGUCACCUACCACGUGUCACGUGUCCCCAGUGGUCUGCACAGAGGAGAUGGGAAUGAUGGCGGGCAAAAUAAGAGACGACAUGAUCUCCGCCUCUUCGUCACGUGACGCUGCCCACUCCCCGCAGACUGCGCGCCUAGGCGGAAGCGGAAGCUGGAUGCCGUCACGUGACGACGUCAGCCAGCACCUGCAGAUCGACCUGCUCACCCCACACUACGUCACUGGAGUGACGACCCAGGGUCACGCGACGGCCCCGCUGUACGUCAAGAACUUCCGGGUCCUGUACUCCGCGGACGGCGUCAACUGGAAUGUCUACCAGGAGGUGAAAGACGUGGACAAGAUGUUUGAAAGUAAUAAAGAUUCCAUGACCCCGGUGACCAGCAUGUUCCAGCAUCCUAUAAGAGCCAGGUACAUCCGCAUCAACCCCUUGUCUUGGGAAGGUCGCAUAGCACUCCGCAUAGAGCUACACGGAUGCUUCGAGGACUACCCAGCUGCCCCUACUUCAGCAACACCAACGGCUGCACCAACUGCUCGCUCUAUGCCCACUCCUUCAACAAAUAUACCAGAUGGCUGCAUCAAGUGGGACGCCUGGGUGGACACUCACCAACCCGGACUGACCUCACGAGACGACUUCGAGCCCAUCGACAAGGUGCGAGAGGUUUCACUGACGUGCAGGGACCCGCUGACCAUCCAGUGCCGCACGGCCACUGCUGACCACACCAUGGCCGCUGCCACCGGACAGUCCGUCCGAUGUAACCUGUGGGACGGACUCCUGUGUCUGGCCGCAGACGUCAAGGAACAGUCCUGCUUCAACUACGAGGUUCGCCUGGGCUGUGUCAGACAGACUGCUGACUGCCUGUCGCAAGUACCGACGGCAGCACCGACAGCGCAUCCCACCGCGCAUCCUACAUCCAGCGCGAUGCCAUGCUACAGCGGCCUUGACCUGACCUCUUGCCCUCCUUCCUGUCCGGCGGGUCAGUACUGUGACGGCGCGACAUGCGUGACCCGCAGCGAGUGUCCUUGUCUGGUGGACGGCAAGAUGCUACGGGCUCGUGAUGUGGCAACCAAUGGCAACUGCGAGACGUGUCAGUGUCUGAAUGGCGAACUUCGGUGUCUGGCGAAGACCUGUGCCACCUGUUCUCAGGGUAUGGCUCUACUGAACAAAAAUACCUGCAGAUGUGAAUGCAUCAGAUGCAGUGACAGCGAGUUUCAAUGUGGCAACGGUCAAUGUUUACCUCUGGCCGCUAAGUGCGAUGGCGUCAUUGACUGUCAAGAGGAUGAACUCAACUGCCUGACAAGACCUACCUUCAUCCCACCAAGCCUGACACCUACAUCGGGAGGACAGGCAAUCCCCAGCGCUCGUCCUGACAGCCAUCUGGUCCUCCAUCCCUCACCUCUUCCUAGAGAUAACUCCAGUUGCCCAGCUGUCUGUCCUAAAUAUUCCUACCCAUCGUGUCCUGAGAUUUUAUCCACACUCAUACAUGCAUAUUUAACAAACCUAUUCGUGUUUGUUAUAGGGAAACCAAGUUGUGGAAAUUCUCUCAGAGUGCAGCUGCACCAAGAAAGCUUGCAUGAUUACUCCUCUUCCCUCGACAACACCGGCGCCAGCAGCUGUGUGUCGACAUCAAGAUGGCGGGCAAACAGAAAAAUUAUACAAUGUGGGAGAUACAUGGUCAGAAGGACCGUGUGUAAACUGUACUUGCAUUUUCGGAAACAGUGGGCUAGCAGAGGUUUCCUGCUUGAGACAAGAAUGUUCUCCUGCAAAGAGGGAGAAGUUCGUGUCAACUCUGCUAACCAGUGUUGCGGAAGCUGCCAGGUACCCGGAUGCUUGUUCAAUGGCACCGUCUACAAGGCCGGCCAACCCAUGCCCUCCUCCCGCCCCUGCUACACCAAGUCCUGUGAGCGAGACGACAAAAAGAUUGGCUACGUCAUCCAGGAAACGAGAGUUCGAUGUAAGCCCCUCGACGAUGUGCAGCGCUGCUUCAACGAUGUUCCCACCUACGAUGAGUCCGGAUGCUGCUUGACCUGUGCGCCAAGACACCUGAUAGGCAACGCCACCGACCUGACCUGCACCACAUGCAGCCCGCAGCCCACGUAUGCCUCCCCUGAUGACACCAUCGGUCACGUGAAGGUGCGCAAGUCUGACGGAGUUCUGUGCAGCAAUGCCGUGGCCCUCACAGGUCUGCAACAAUGUCAGGGGCAGUGCGGCGCCAGCGACGACACGUGCAGCUGCUGUCGCCCCACCGUCACCACGCGGCGCCACGUGCCGCUGCGCUGCGACGACGGCAGCAGCAUGAAGCACAGCUACGUCGUCGUGCACGCCUGCCAGUGCGGGGCUUGCGGUGGUGAGUGAUGGAGAGAGAGAGAACCUGCCUCCGCAUCCAGCGCUCGGCUUGCGGAUCAUCCCUCGUCUAAAAAUCACGUGAUGACGUGGAGGAUGUGUUUGAUCAUGAAAUGUUAGAAACUUUUGCUCCUCACUUUGGGGUAAAAAAAAAAAACAUGGUGUCUCUCACUAAGCAUGAGCGAGCACAGCCUUUAUCUUUCUGAUGUUUCUGAGCAAAGAAAUAAAGAUAAAAGUCUGC